AGCCACGCCGAGAUGGGUUCCUCUUCGCCCGCCCGCCGCCACCGCCGCCACCAUUCGUCCAAUAUCAACCACCAAGGAGCCAAUGGUCUGCGGCGCCGCGGGAGACAGACCUACACACGGUACCAGACUCUCGAGCUGGAGAAGGAGUUCCACACAAACCACUACCUAACUCGGCGAAGAAGAAUAGAAAUGGCACAUGCCCUCUGCCUCACCGAGCGACAGAUCAAGAUCUGGUUCCAAAACCGAAGGAUGAAGCUGAAGAAGGAGAUCCAGGCGAUUAAGGAGCUUAAUGAGCAAGAGAAGCAAGCACAAUCGGCGAAGAUGGCACAGCAAAACGCUGCCAACAAUGCCCAAUCCAUGACCUCUAGCCAGGGGGCGGGAGGGGGGCCCGGUGGGGAACAGAACCCCCCGAACCCCACGCAAAACUAACGACACAACUUCAUCUAUAAGCUAGGUUUAAGGUAUGGGGGCAGAGUAGCGUGGAAGAGGGGAGGAAGAAGAAGAUCAAGAAAGGGGAGGAAGAAGAAGAUCAGGAACAGGGGAGGAAGAAGAAGAUCAGGAAGAGAAGAG
Molecule: messenger RNA, 570 nt
Organism: Homarus americanus (American lobster)
Lineage: Eukaryota; Metazoa; Arthropoda; Malacostraca; Decapoda; Nephropidae
Product: homeobox protein abdominal-A homolog
Exons: 3
Coding region: 13-429 (138 amino acids)
Biological process (GO): anterior/posterior pattern specification; negative regulation of transcription by RNA polymerase II
Cellular component (GO): nucleus
Molecular function (GO): RNA polymerase II cis-regulatory region sequence-specific DNA binding; DNA-binding transcription factor activity, RNA polymerase II-specific
Source: RefSeq, a predicted model, not a curated record